AUGUAUCUGAACCCAGCUGGACAUGGGAUUCGGACUUCGAAGCAGGCAGCGACGAGUGUUCUGAGUAUUAUGAAUUGGGGUGUAGGAAUGGUGCCUUUUAGGGGGAUUCGAGCUGCUGUUGUGGUCGCCGUUGCAGUAGUUCUGAUGGCUUCCUCCGAUCCGCGGUCCUUGUGCGUAGCCGAUGAGGUUAUUAUUGUGAACGACAUGAACAUAGUUCUGGAGCUGCAGUGCAGGUCAGGAGACGAGGUGGACCUGGGGUACCGGACCAUCGAACCUGGCUUGAGUUGGACGUUCAGCUUCUCCCCGAACUGGUGGAGCACCACCGUCUAUGCCUGUGAUUUCCACGCCGUAGGGUUUCCUCUCAAGCAUACGAACGUCUACGAAGGCAUCAAUGUCCACGACAACUUCUGUCUGUGCGGGAAUUGCCUCUGGAGGGUCUCUCGCGUUGGGUUCGACUGUGAGCGUGGACAGUACACCACGAAAUGGAAGUAGACUCCAUCGAACCCACCAUUACUCUGUGAUCUCACUGAACUAAAACAAAACUAUUAUCUAUCUCUCUCUCUAUAUAUAUACACAUUUGUAAUUUUUUAUUUAGGUAGGUGGUCAGCACAGAGCUGGACUGGCAGUUCAAUGAUGAGCAGUUAUAAAUGAACCAAGCUGUGACUAACAUCGCACCAAGCAUCAAAGGCUAGUAGCAAUCUGAACAUUUCAUAUGGAAUGAGACAGUUAACGCAGUGAUGUCCAGAACCAAACCAGCUGUAUGCUGACCAUGGAUGUAUGUUCUGGGAUCCGAUUUGGAUUAAUUAAAGAAAGGAUUGGAUUGCUUGUGAUGCUGUGUGCAAGUGAACCACCCUGGAGGCUCUUCUGGAGGCAACGCUGUUUACUUCCGGUGCAUGAAGGAGUUCUUAACUGAUUAAUCGUCCCAGCAAGGAAAGAAUAUAUACACAAAGGAAGCCACUUUGAGAGUCACGAAAUAGUGAUUGAAAUACACGGCUGAUCACCGAAGUGGUCUAAGCAAAAUAGAGGUAGCUAACGAAGAAUUCUUGUCUAGUCAAUUAAUUCUAAAGUAAAUCCUAAAUCAGUUCUAACCACAAGACAACAAGUAUAGUCGGAACCAAUAACUGAUUAAGUCGAGUUGAUUCUAAUUUUAUCAGUAUGUUCCAACAUCCCUUCUUCGCCAUUACUAGUUGGGGGAAAGAUUGUGGU
Molecule: messenger RNA, 1206 nt
Organism: Physcomitrium patens
Lineage: Eukaryota; Viridiplantae; Streptophyta; Bryopsida; Funariales; Funariaceae
Product: S-protein homolog 2
Source: RefSeq, a predicted model, not a curated record